CGUGUGUGUUAAACGUGCUGCCUCCCUCCCAAGACCAUGUAAAGCCUACUGACCGUUGGGCUCCUCAGAGCGAGAACCAGACCGCAGGUUGAAAUGGGGAACUCCGAGAGUCAGUACACCCUUCAAGGAUCUAAAAAUCACAGCAAUACUAUUACUGGUGCUAAGCAAAAGCCUUGCUCCCUGAAGAUACGUGGCAUUCACGCAAAAGACGAGAAGUCGGUGCAUGGGUGGGGCCACGGCGGCAGCGGGGCGGGCUACAAGUCCAGGUCCCUGGCCCGAAGCUGCCUUUCUCACUUCAAGAGCAGCCAGCCUUACGCGGCGUCCAGGCUGGGCGGGCCCACGUGCAAAGUCUGCAAAGGCGUCGCCCACGCCAAGCACAGGGCAAACGCCCCAGGAAAGGACUUCCAGGGCCACGAUGCCGCCUUCUGCCCGGAGAAUGGCUUCCUCUGCGCGGGCCAGCAGCCCGCGGAUAACCACGUCGCCUCCAGAGACUGCAACGGCCACCUUCUCCACUGCUACGGGAGGCCCGAGAGCGCGGCCUCGGCGCCACGGGGCGAGGACCGCAGGAGCCCCCGGGUGCUCAUCCGGACGCUGGGGAAGCUGGACGGGUGUCUGCGGGUCGAGUUCCACAACGGCCACGUGCCCGGCGAGGCGUCGGGCGGGGGCGGCCCGGUGCGGCUGCUGCGCUACUCGCCCUCGCCCGCGGAGCCCGGGGCCUCCCGGAGGGCGUCGGGCGCCGACUCCCCGCCGCGCCCCCGGCCCUCUCCCACCGACUCCGGCCUGCGCUCCAGCAAGGGCAGCUCCCUGAGCUCCGAGUCCUCCUGGUACGACUCCCCGUGGGGCAACGCCGCCGGCGGGGAGCUGAGCGAGGCGGAGGGCCCCUUCCUGGCCCCCGGCACGCCCGAGCCCGGCCGCCACGCCAGCUUCCCGCCUGGUGACGCCAAAAAGCCUUUCAACCAAAGCUCCUCCCUGUCCUCCCUGCGGGAGCUGUACAGAGACGCCACCCUGGGCGGCCUGGCCCCCGCGGGCAUGCGCCUCUCGGACGAGUGCGUGGUGGGCGCGCACGCGGGCCUCAGCACCCGGGUCUCCUUCGCGUCCGACAUGGACGUGCCCUCCCGGGUGGCGCGCCGGGACCCCGCGCAGUACAGCUCCUUCACCCUCCCCUGUCGCAAGCCCAAAGCCUUAACCGAGGACAGUGCCAAGAAGGACACCCUCAAAGCCAGGAUGCGACGCAUCAGCGACUGGACGGGAAGCCUCUCCAGGAAGAAGAGGAAACUGCAGGAGCCGAGGUCCAAGGAGGGCAGUGACUAUUUUGACAGCCGCUCUGAUGGACUGAAUGCGGAUGUGCAGACGCCCUGCCAGGCAUCCGCUUUGCUGUGGUCAGGGGGCUCGGCUCAGAUCCUGUCUCAGAGAAGUGAAUCCACUCAUGCGAUUGGCAGUGAUCCCCUCCGACAGAACAUUUACGAGAAUUUCAUGCGAGAGCUGGAAAUGAGCAGGACUAACACUGAGAACGUAGAGACCUCUACAGACACCGCGGAGUCCAGCAGUGAGUCGCUCAGCUCGCUGGAGCAGCUGGACCUGCUCUUCGAGAAGGAACAGGGAGUGGUCCGGAAAGCCGGGUGGCUCUUCUUCAAACCCCUCGUCACUUUGCAGAAGGAAAGGAAGCUGGAGCUGGUGGCUCGAAGGAAGUGGAAACAGUACUGGGUGACACUUAAGGGAUGCACCCUGCUGUUCUAUGAGACCUACGGGAAGAAUUCCACGGAUCAGAGCAGCGCCCCUCGGUGCGCUCUGUUUGCGGAAGACAGCAUCGUGCAGUCCGUCCCAGAGCAUCCCAAGAAGGAAAACGUGUUCUGCCUGAGCAAUUCCUUUGGGGACGUCUACCUUUUCCAGGCCACCAGCCAGACAGAUCUGGAAAACUGGGUCACUGCCAUACACUCUGCUUGCGCGUCCCUUUUUGCAAAGAAGCAUGGGAAAGAGGACACGGUGCGGCUCCUGAAAAACCAGACCAAAAACCUCCUUCAGAAGAUAGACAUGGACAGCAAGAUGAAGAAGAUGGCAGAGCUGCAGCUGUCGGUGGUGAGCGACCCGAAGAACAGGAAAGCCAUAGAAAACCAGAUCCAGCAGUGGGAGCAGAACCUGGAGAAGUUUCACAUGGAUCUGUUCCGGAUGCGCUGCUAUCUGGCCAGCCUGCAAGGCGGGGAGCUGCCCAACCCCAAGAGUCUCCUUGCUGCCGCCAGCCGGCCCUCCAAGCUGGCUCUCGGCAGGUUGGGCGUCUUGUCUGUUUCUUCUUUCCACGCUCUGGUAUGUUCUAGAGAUGACUCUGCUCUCCGGAAAAGAACGCUAUCACUGACUCAGCGAGGAAGGAACAAGAGGAGCAUAUUUUCUUCAUUAAAAGGGUUGGAUACUCUGGCCAGAAAGGGGAAGGAGAAGAGACCCUCUAUAACUCAGAUACUUGAUUCGAGUGGCAGCCCUGGAUUUUCUGGAACUCAGCUACCUCAAAUCUCCAGUAACUCCAGCGAGGUCGAUGAACUUCUGCAUAUAUAUGGUUCAGCAGGGGAUGGUGGUCCCCGAGACAACAUGUGGGAAAGCCUGGCAUAUAUUCACUUUCAGGAUAAUCAAGGAGUUACGGUCACGAUCAAGCCAGAACACAGAGUAGAAGAUAUUCUGACUUUGGCGUGCAAGAUGAGGCAGUUGGAACCCAGCCACUAUGGCCUACAACUUCGGAAAUUAGUGGAUGACAACAUUGAACGCUGCGUCCCUGCGCCGUAUGAGUAUAUGCAAGAGCAGGUUUACGAUGAAAUAGAAAUCUUUCCACUCGGUGUUUAUGACGUGCAGCUCACGAAGACUGGGAGUGUGUCUGACUUCGGGUUUGCAGUGACGGCACAGGUGGACGAACGCCAGCGUCUCAGUCGGAUAUUCAUCAGUGACGUUCUCCCCGACGGCUUGGCAUACGGGGAAGGUCUGAGAAAGGGCAAUGAAAUCAUGACCUUAAAUGGGGAAGCCGUAUCUGAUCUUGACCUGAAGCAGAUGGAGGCCCUGUUCUCUGAGAAGAGCGUUGGACUCACUCUCAUUGCCCGGCCUCCGGACACAAAAGCAACCCUGUGUACUUCCUGGUCAGACAGUAACCUGUUCUCCAGCGACCAGAAGAGUCUGCUGCCUCCUCCCAACCAGUCGCAACUUCUGGAGGAAUUCCUGGAUAACUUUAAAAAGAACACAGCAAAUGAUUUCAGCAAUGUCCCUGACAUCACAACAGGUCUGAAAAGGAGUCAGACAGAUGGGACCCUGGAUCAGGUUUCCCGCAGGGAGAAAAUGGAGCAGACGUUCAGGAGUGCUGAGCAGAUAGCUGCACUGUGUAGGAGUUUUAACGACACUGAGGCCAACGGCAUGGAAGGACCCAGGGAGAGUCAGGACCCACCUCCGAGGCCUCUGGCCCGCCACCUCUCCGAUGCAGACCGCCUCCGAAAAGUCAUCCAGGAGCUCGUGGACACGGAGAAAUCUUAUGUGAAGGAUCUGAGCUGCCUCUUUGAAUUGUACUUGGAGCCACUUCAGAGUGAGACCUUUCUUACCCAAGACGAGAUGGAGUCACUUUUUGGAAGUUUGCCAGAGAUGCUUGAGUUUCAAAAGGUGUUUCUGGAGACUCUGGAGGAUGGGAUUUCAGCAUCAUCUGACUUUAACAUACUGGAAACUCCCUCGCAGUUUAGAAAAUUACUGUUUUCCCUUGGAGGCUCUUUUCUUUAUUAUGCGGACCACUUUAAACUGUACAGUGGAUUCUGUGCUAAUCAUAUUAAAGUACAGAAGGUUCUAGAGCGAGCUAAGACCGAUAAAGCCUUCAAGGCUUUUCUGGAUGCCCGGAACCCCACCAAGCAGCACUCCUCCACGCUGGAGUCCUACCUCAUCAAGCCAGUUCAGAGAGUGCUCAAGUACCCUCUGCUGCUCAAGGAGCUCGUGUCCCUGACGGACCACGAAAGUGAGGAACACUAUCACCUGACAGAAGCACUAAAGGCCAUGGAAAAAGUAGCGAGCCACAUCAAUGAGAUGCAGAAGAUCUAUGAGGACUAUGGGACUGUGUUCGACCAGCUGGUAGCAGAGCAGAGUGGGACGGAGAAGGAGGUAACAGAACUUUCAAUGGGGGAACUUCUGAUGCACUCUACGGUUUCCUGGUUGAAUCCAUUUCUGUCUCUAGGAAAAGCCAGAAAGGACCUUGAGCUCACAGUAUUUGUUUUUAAGAGAGCUGUCAUACUGGUUUAUAAAGAAAACUGCAAACUGAAAAAGAAAUUGCCCUCAAAUUCCCGGCCUGCACACAGCUCUGCUGACCUGGACCCAUUUAAAUUCCGCUGGUUGAUCCCCAUCUCCGCGCUUCAAGUCAGACUGGGGAAUACAGCAGGGACAGAAAAUAAUUCCAUAUGGGAGCUAAUCCAUACAAAGUCAGAAAUAGAAGGACGGCCAGAAACCAUCUUUCAAUUGUGUUGCAGUGACAGUGAAAGCAAAACCAACAUUGUUAAGGUGAUUCGUUCCAUUCUGAGAGAGAACUUCAGGCGUCACAUAAAGUGUGAAUUACCGCUGGAGAAAACAUGUAAGGAUCGCCUGGUGCCUCUUAAGAACAGAGUUCCUGUUUCAGCCAAAUUAGCUUCCUCCAGGUCUUUGAAAGUCCUCAAGAAUUCCUCCAGCAGUGAGUGGACCAGCGAGACCGGCAAGGGCAACUCGCUGGACUCGGACGAGUGCAGCUUGAGCAGCAGCACCCAGAGCAGUGGCUGCCACACGGCUGAGAGCAGGCAGGACUCCAAGAGUGAGUCUCCUGGGAAAUACCCUCACUCAGGCUUGGCAGAUUUUGUGGACAAUCUCAUCAAAGAGAGUGAUAUUCUGAGCGAUGAAGAUGAUGACUACCAUCAGACUCUGAAACGGAGCAGCCCUACCAAAGACAUCGAAAUUCAAUUCCAGAGGCUGAGAAUCUCUGAAGACCCCGAUGCUCAACCGCCAGCAGAACCCCAGCCUGGCACGGAGGCGGGUGAGGGUCAGAAAGGAGGGAAGCAGCCCAGACUGGUCCGGGGACACUUCUGCCCCAUUAAACGAAAAGCAAACAGCACCAAGAGGGACAGAGGAACUCUGCUCAAGGCACAGAUUCGUCACCAGUCUCUUGACAGUCAUUCUGAAAAUGCCAACAUGGAUCUAAAUUCUGUCCUAGAGCGAGAAUUCAGCGUCCAGAGUUUAACAUCCGUUGUCAAUGAGGAUUGUUUUUAUGAAACAGAGAGCCAUGGAAAAUCUUAGUGCAGGUCAAUCCAGAUAUGGGUUAAAUUGCUCGUUUUAAACUGGUGGAAAAGUGGAAAUUGCA
This is a messenger RNA of Microcebus murinus (gray mouse lemur), 5329 nucleotides long. It is a transcript of the gene TIAM2, whose product is annotated as TIAM Rac1 associated GEF 2. NCBI's taxonomy places the organism in Eukaryota, Metazoa, Chordata, Mammalia, Primates, Cheirogaleidae. The record is from RefSeq and is a predicted model, not a curated record. Gene Ontology annotation, biological process: small GTPase-mediated signal transduction; activation of GTPase activity. Gene Ontology annotation, molecular function: protein binding; guanyl-nucleotide exchange factor activity.